Blepharisma stoltei is the source of this 477-nucleotide messenger RNA. NCBI's taxonomy places the organism in Eukaryota, Ciliophora, Heterotrichea, Heterotrichida, Blepharismidae. The record is from the annotation of a GenBank genome assembly.
AUGAUGGAAGUUUAUACUAAAUUCAAGGGUUACUUUUGCAUCUUCCCAAUACCCGAUAGAUUUGAAGAACUUUACCAGAUGAUUAUCAAUAGCUAUCAAUUAGAGUCUGGGAAAUUUGAGAUUCAUUAUGAAGACGAUGAUUUAGGAGAAAUCUCUAUAGAUAGUGACAGGGCAUAUGAGAAAGCAUUAUACCAAUGCACUGGACAAGGAAUUUACUUAAUUAUUAAAGAGCAAUUUCCCCCAAAUCGGCUUUCAGCCCAAUUUAAUCCUACUUCUCCUCUUACUCUUCCUCCUCCUCUAAUAAUUAAGCCUAAAUGUAUAUGCCCAACUGAAAAAUCAAUUUCAAACAAAAAUUGAAGGUGCGAAACCUGUUUCUCACUAAACAGCUAUAAAUUCGCAAAAUGCCCAAUAUGUGGAAGAUCAAGAAAUCUUAAAGAUUUGUUAUGUCCUCAAUGCAACAAUUAUUAUGCAAUAUAG